Myripristis murdjan (pinecone soldierfish) is the source of this 3980-nucleotide messenger RNA. Its product is annotated as CLOCK-interacting pacemaker-like. Gene Ontology annotation, cellular component: nucleus. Gene Ontology annotation, biological process: negative regulation of circadian rhythm; negative regulation of DNA-templated transcription. The transcript has 4 exons. Bases 319 to 2055 code for a protein of 578 amino acids. Lineage: Eukaryota; Metazoa; Chordata; Actinopteri; Holocentriformes; Holocentridae. The record is from RefSeq and is a predicted model, not a curated record.
UGCUUUCAGUACGUGGGACUGGACGUGCUGCCGAGACAAGGACAGCUAGAGGAACAAUACCCUCAACAUGUGUCUACUUAUCCAGCCAGUGACAGCCAAAACUUUAAUUCCCUUUGUUCUUUUUCCUUCUUUCUAAAGAUUCCUCAACCCAGAGGGGAAUAUACAUCUUUUUUUUUUUUUCCUCAAGGAUCAUGGGACCCUAAAACUCAGAAGUGGAGGAGAGCUGUUGCCUCCCAGGACCUGAAGAUGCUGUGUUUCCCUGCUGCCAAAAGUGAGCUCUUUUAGAUUCACUGGAUAAAAUCACAAGACAAGUCUGGAAUGCCAAAGGAACAGCGGCAUUUUGGAGAGUGUGGCGCCCAUAGCACCUCAAAGAAUGCCAAGGAUAAAAGCAACAGCGCCACCCUGCGGGCCUCUCAGGGUGGCACCCACAGGGGCCAGUCUGGGAUGGGUGACAUGAGCAACAGGCUGUCGCGCUGUGACUCAGAGAAGGACUCAGAAAAAGACUCAGGGUACUCAGAGGCUGGCUCGGACACAGUGCAGACUGAUGUGGACGACCAGCGCAGCAGUGUGAGCGAACCUCACAGGCAGAGCAGCAAAAGCUCGGACAUCCGAGGCGGUCAUAAUGCCGGCGGCCGCAACAUGCCACCUUACGAGGAGCUCACGCCCAUCUACGUCAUCGAAAACCUGGUGGUCAAGCCGUCCAGACCGGAGCAGCUUCUGCAUGGCCCCCUGGCAUGGGGGGGAGGUUGGCACAGCCUUACGGGUGCUAAGGCGCCCACCCAACUCUUGCUGAUCCAACAGCCAGCAAUACCCGCCCCCUCUUCCUCCACCCCGACCCCAUCCUCCAGUGUAGCUAAACCACAGGGCCAAAUGAAGAAAGGAGGCAGUCGCACCAACAAGAACCACAGCAGCAAGAUUUCGUAUCUCCCAAUCCUCAAUUCGUACCCCCGCAUCGCUCCUCACCCCAGGAAGGAGAGCCAUGAGGGCAAGGGCGCCGCUGCAGUAGGAGGGGCUAAGGAGAGUGGUAAUGAGGGCCAUAGCCAGAGCAAGAGGGUGUGCACUGAGGAGGGGAAGAGGGAGGCUGUGUCGACCACCAGCCAUCCUUUGAAGCUCCAGCAGCAGCACCACCAGAAAGAAGGCAGAGGCCAUUCCCAGUAUAACGUCAAGGGCGGCCAUAACUCUUUACUUAACCCGCAGGGACACGCUGCCUCCUCCACCACCCAGCCCAAAUCCCACCACUGCCACCAAAGCUCCUGCUCUGACAGCGUGAGCUCGCCUUCUGUCUCCAGCUCCCAGACGCCCUCCCCACCUUUCUCCUCUGAGUCCCCUUCCUCUUCCUCUCCCUCCUCCUCCUCCUCCGUGGCACACAGCUGCUACCGACCGGCCCCCGAGGCGGCGGUGGGCAGCUCCCUUCCGGACUACCAGUCAGAGUCUUCGCCGACACGCCAGCGCCGUUUCCUGAACACGGUGGAGAUCCUGAACCAGUCGGGCCUGCUGGCCAUCACGCUACGCGCCAAGGAGCUGCUGAAGCAGAACGCCGCCACCGAGAGGGAGAUCGCCCAGCUGCGUCAGCACACCCAGCUCCUGUGCCAAGCGGCCCAGGCCAGCCAGCAGGGAUCCACCGACGGCUCCAGCAGCCUCGAGAAACUCCUCCAAGCCAUGAGCGAGUCAGGCUCCUACCCCAAGCUAGACUUGAAGCAGCUCGAGGCCCUCAGCAACAACCACCAACAGGGCAAGAGGAAAGAUGAGGAGGAUAAAGGGAGGGACAGCAACCGAAAAAACAAUGAGGCACAUACCAGUUCUCAGCAAAACCUGGUGUCCUUACGCAAUUUAGACGAUGAGACGUCACCACCGUCUCCGCUGUUCGCCCCCUCUCCAGAAGCAGAGACGACAGAGCAUCCCGAUGGCCUGUUGGAGCCCCUCGCCUCGUCCCUGUCAGCGCCUCUACCCAGACCCGUUCCCGCGCCGGGACACAAACCACCAGGGAUGGAAAAGGACCUGACUGAUCUGACUAUGUCCCCGGAGAGCUCCACACACCACAAGUAUCUACUCUAGCUCCUGGAGGUGAACGAGCACGGAUCUGCAGGGUAAAAAGUGGACCUACCAAUACUGGAUGUCAUGAUUUUUUUUUUUUUGUUUUUGUGUGUUUGUUUUUCAUUUUGAAUCAUCUUAAAUUUCAAUAUAACAUUUAAUAUAAUUGGUUGAAAGGAUAAUAUGAUGAUUGUUUACUUUUCCUAUGGUGAUUCAAAGUUGAAUAUGACAGAUAUAUUUUCCUAAAUUUUUUUAGUUGUCAAUUUCAGAAUUGAAAACAUGUCCCUUUCUCCAUCUUUGCCUUCUGUGGGGAAACGUUUCGCAGCACCGGCAGUGACAGGAACAGUUUUGAGUGCGGGCUGAUACGGCGUAGCUAAUAUUUAAGUGUCCGCACAAGCUCUUGGUGAUGGACGUCCCGCGUGUCACAUGAACGACGGCAUCACUUUGAAACGCAUCAGCUGAUGUGGUGACAGAAACACUCGAUCACCUGAAGCAUGAGCCAACUCCUGCUCCAAUUAAAUCGGCUUCAUUCUGUGUAUAAACCCCCACAAUCCAAGGUUUCUUCUAUCUUAUGCUGAAUAUUUGCUGCUUGUUACAGCUUUGACAACAUAACAUUAUUUCGCAUCGGCGUUGACAAGCUUUCAGUGUGUGUGACGUUUAGGGCUUGGGUGAUGCCGCCCGCCCACUUAUGGCCAAAUUGGAGGUCCUCAGCUCCCAGGCAACAAUGACUGAUAACUACACACUGCAGCUCUGAGGAUGCAAUUUAACUCAGGAUAUAAUUAACACACUUUAAUUGUCAUGCUUAACCCUUUUGUUGCUGAUGAAUCUGAUAGGCUGCAUCGAAUAACUUGUUAGCCAGCAAAUCUCAGUAUCAGCUCAACUAACUUGUCCUCAUUUUGUACACUGGCUAAUGCAUCAAGUGAAAAGCAACCUUAGUGGUGGCUAGUUGCAGCGUCUUAACGUUAACAUUGGUUGCUUUGGUAAAUUAACUAGAUAGCAAGCUAACAAAGCCAAAAAAACAACUGUUUGUUCAGGUAAACUGAGAUGAGAUGCUAUAACUCAGUAUUUUGUAAUAGAGAAUAUAAAAACAGUUUAUUGUGUCAUACUUUAAAAUCAAAUCUCUCCUGUCAGACUAAAGAAAUUUACUGAAUGGACCUACAACACACCAUGACAAUGGUUUUCCAAGUUGUUGUUUUUUUUUCUUUUUUUGUUUUUUAGUUUUCUUUUGGUAAGGUGGCAGUUCUUUAUCUCGAUAUUAUUUGUAUACAGACGAUUUCCAGAUGGACCUGCAUGCAGUUCUCCCACAUUUUCUCACCCGCAAACCAGGUGUAUUUCACACCUAGAUGACUGGUAGAUCUAACAACCUGUGGAUGGCGCUAUGGAGCCCCUGGCACAGAGGUGUUAAAUGAAAUCAUCCAUACGUGACCUACAGCAAUCAGUUCUUUUGUUGUGGACUUUGUCUAACAUGGAGUGUCUUUACUGAUGUCGCACACUCAAGUUUGACUCAAAGGACGGCUGAUUGAAAUCAUUUUACUCGAUGAAUUUCUACUGAAAAACAGAAACUUCUCCAGGAGUUGUACAAUCGUCUUCAGCAGUGCACAACCGUGGAUUAUUUUGGAUUUAUUUUCAUUAUUUCUCUCUCUCUCUCUCUGUCAUGCUUGAAUGUCUGGCGUGUGCAUGUUUGUGCGUGUAUGUGCACGUUUGUGAUAGUGAGUGCAUACAGAUCUGUGAUGCAUUAGCUUGUACAACAUAAGUUUGCUUGAUUAAAAAUGUUUUUUUAUUAUUAUUAUUAUUAUUAUAGAGCAGGGUAAUUGAUAUAGACUGGUCGUAGUUAUGAGCCAUUGAUCAUGAUUGCUGUCUAACUGGAUGUAAUUUUGUCACAAGACCUUUUCUCUCAUGCUCUCAAAACACACCCUCAAACAAUAAACCACUCUUACCUGUGAACAAGA